Messenger RNA from Spinacia oleracea (spinach), 2155 nucleotides. RefSeq names its product protein disulfide isomerase-like 1-6. The transcript is spliced from 12 exons. Gene Ontology annotation, biological process: protein folding; response to endoplasmic reticulum stress. Bases 94 to 1701 code for a protein of 535 amino acids. Gene Ontology annotation, cellular component: endoplasmic reticulum. Gene Ontology annotation, molecular function: protein disulfide isomerase activity. NCBI's taxonomy places the organism in Eukaryota, Viridiplantae, Streptophyta, Magnoliopsida, Caryophyllales, Amaranthaceae. The record is from RefSeq and is a predicted model, not a curated record.
UUCCCAUAUUCAGUUCCGGAAUCAGCGCAACCCCAUUUCAUCUCUUACACUCCCUCCCUCACUACUCUCAGACACAACAACUUGUCCUCCACCAUGUCAAACCCCCUACAUUUCUCUCUCCUCCUCCUCCUCCUCCUCCUCCUCCUUCUCCUAACACCCUCUCUUUCCUUCGCCACCGACCCCGCCACCUCCUCCGACGUCGGCGAUGAAUUAUCCGAAAUCGAAGAACUCCAAGCAAUCGACGAUCAAGAAGAACUCGACAAUCUUCAAAAUGGAACUCCGUCACCAUCAUCAGGAGCCAGUGUAUUGAGCAAAGCGCAGAGAAUUGUGGUAGAAUUGAACAAUGAUAACACCCAGAAAAUCAUUGACCAAAAUGGGUUUGUUCUUCUUCUGGGUUACACCCCUUGGUGUCCCCGAAGUGCUGAAUUAAUGCCGCAAUUUGCCGAAUCUGCUAAUUUGUUGAAUGAUCUGGGUUCACCCCUUUUAAUGGCGAAACUCGAUGCUGAAAGGUACCCUAAAACGGCGUCGUCAUUGGGUAUUAAGGGUUACCCUACUCUCCUCCUCUUCAUCAAUGGCACUUCUCAGCCUUACACCGGUGGAUUUACUGCGGAGGAAAUAGUGAUCUGGGCAAGGAAGAAGACAGGUGAGCCUGUUGUUAGAUUGAAUUCAGUCUCUGAAGCUGAGGCGUUUGCUAAGAAAUACAGUAUGUUUGUUGUUGGGCUGUUUGAGGAUUUUGAGGGUCCUCAGUAUGAUGAAUAUAUCAAAGCCGCAAUUUUGGACAGUGAAAUUCAAUUUGUUGAAACUAAAUCUGAUGAGGCUGCAAAAAGUCUUUUCCCGGAUAUCAAGCCUGCAAAACCAUUUGUUGGUCUUGUCAAGAGUGAACCAGAAAGAUACACAAGUUUUGAAGAGCCCCUAGAGAUGGACAACAUAUUGCAAUUUUUGGAACAUAACAAGUUUCCGUUAGUUACAACUCUAACUGAGCUGAAUUCUGUGAAAGUCUACUCCAGCAAACUUAAAUACCAGGUUUAUGUGUUUGCAGAGCCUGAUGAGUUCAAGCCCCUUCUUCAGUCUCUUCAAGAAGUGGCCAAAAAAUUUAAGUCAAAGAUAAUGUUCAUAUAUGUGGACAUUACUGAGGAGAACCUAGCAAAACCUUUCCUGACCCUGCUGGGACUAGAAGAUUCUCAGAAGACUGUUGUUGCUGCUUUUGAUAGUAAAAUUAGCACUAAAUAUCUGUUGGGAUCAGAACCAACUCCUAGCAAAUUAGAAGAUUUCUGCUCAGGGCUGUUGGAUGGAACUGUUCCAAUGUAUUAUAAGUCACAGACUAUACCUGAUAAUGAAAAUGCUAGUGUCCACGUUGUCGUGGGGAAGACAUUUGAUGACCUGGUUUUGAGUAGUUCCAAGAAUGUUUUUCUUGAGGUCUUCACACCAUGGUGCAUUGCUUGUGAUGCUGCUAGCAAGCAAGUAGAAAAGUUGGCGAAACAUUUCAAAGGAUUGAAAAAUCUUAUAUUUGCGAGAAUAGAUGCUUCUGUGAAUGAGCAUCCAAAACUUCAGGUCACCGACUACCCAGCGCUACUGUUUUAUCCAGCAGCUGAUAAAUCGAAUCCAAUUAAACUGCCAUCAAAGUCCAGUUUGAAGGAUUUAGGAGCAUUCAUCAAGAAAAAUGUCAAAGCUGAAGAACAUGCAGCUAAAGAUGAAUUAUAGAAUUUCUGUAACUUUCAGUUUCUCAGAAUCUCGGGUCCAACGGCAAUUAGAACACGAAACCCUGAAAAGAAAGAGGUUUAAAAGUCGUGUGUAGAUUCGAGGGAAUCGAGAUUAAUUUUAUGAAGAUAAAUUUUGUAACAGAAACCACAGGUAUUUUUAGACUGAUAGAAUGAAUUUCUUUUCUAGUUUUGAGUAAAAAUAAACAGUUGGAAUAUUGAAUUCAAUUCCCAUGUAAAUGGUCUAUCACACAUUAUUUAAGGGAUUGACAGAUCAAUUGUGUAUUGGGCCUUUGGGCUUUGGGUCCAUACACAGGUUAUCUUCUUGGAUGACUAAAUAUGUUUUUGCCCACAAUCAAAAUUAAUGUCCUCUGUAUGGUAUAAAUGGCAAUAUUGGAUAUUUGGAUGUCCCAAGUAAAAUUUUCAUUUUCAGUCCAAAUAUCACAAGUUAUAGAGUA